Molecule: messenger RNA, 546 nt
Organism: Cryphonectria parasitica EP155
Lineage: Eukaryota; Fungi; Ascomycota; Sordariomycetes; Diaporthales; Cryphonectriaceae
Exons: 3
Coding region: 1-546 (181 amino acids)
Source: RefSeq, a predicted model, not a curated record
AUGUCUUCCUCUCGUUCUAGUCGUGGGUCUCAUGGGAGCAAGAAGGAUAAGGGAGCUCAGCGAUCCCUCCAUCGAAUGAUCGAAUCCCUGCAAUCUCACUCUAUAAACACGUUGACGGAGCUUGUCAGGAUCGAGCGUGUUGCCGCCACGUGUGAGAAUGAGAAUGACGCCGUGGCCUUCCAGGGGCCGAUGACAGAGGCUUGGAGCUACUAUGUCAGCAGCAACCAGUUCCUCACGGAACUGAGGGGCCUCACGAGGAGCUACCCCUUCUGCGGCGACAUCCUGGCGGACGCGCAGGCCCGAGUACGGAAUGACCCAGAGAGCAAUCGCAGCUGGAAUAUGGCCUGGCUCUGCCUUCGAAAGAUAGUUGAUGACAACCUAGUAUCAACGUACUCUGUGCUGGAGGCGUCAAGGCUCGAGAUGUGGGGAGGUCGGGCUCCCACGGCUGAAGAGGUAGAUCAGCUGGCUCGGUGUUUCGAAUACGAGUGGAAUUCUGCAGUCGCGACAAUGCUUCGCCACUGGUCUGUCACCCCGACGUGGUAUUGA